AAUUUAAACUUUAAUUCAAAUUUAAUUAUUUCAAAUUCGGCUCGAACCGUCCAAAAACUGGCUCCUCUCUCUCUCUACCCCAAAGAGUUGGCACGCAUAUGAAUGCCAAACUUGCAAGUUUUCCAAACAUAGGCAUCCAAGCAAAGCUAAGAAGAAAAAAAAAAGGAAAAAGUAGAAGUCUUGGGGAAACAUACCAGAAAAAGCAACACCCUGAUUUUAAGGCAUUCAUUAUUCUCCUCUUCUUCAAACUUGUAGAUAUCAGAGAAUAUUGACAGAUCCCUUUUUUCUUUUCCUUUUUUUUCUCAGAAUUCAUUGAUUUCAAUUAGAUGGGAACUAUGGCUGCAGCCUUACUCCUCCCAUCAAAAUCCCCAUUUACAGAAGAAAAAAACGCCUUUUUUCUGCACAGGACAAGAAGGAGAGCCAGAAAGGAUCGCUCCAUCUUCCCUGUUGCAAGGUUAUUUGGGCCAGCAAUAUUUGAGGCAUCAAAGCUGAAAGUUCUGUUUUUGGGGGCAGAGAAAAAGCAUCCAGGAAAGUAUCCAAGAACAUACACACUUACACACAGUGACAUCACUUCCAAGCUCACUCUAGCCAUCUCUCAAACAAUAAACAAUUCCCAGUUGCAAGGAUGGUACAACAAAUUGCAAAGAGAUGAAGUGGUGGCGGAGUGGAAGAAAAUCAAAGGGAAGAUGUCUCUCCACGUCCAUUGUCACAUUAGUGGCGGCCACUUCCUCUUAGACCUUUUCUCAAGGCUCAGAUAUUACAUUUUCUGCAAAGAACUUCCUGUGGUGUUGAAGGCUUUUGUGCAUGGAGAUGAGGACUUGUUCAAUAACUACCCGGAGCUGGAGGAGGCUUUGGUUUGGGUGUAUUUCCACUCGAACAUUCCAGAAUUCAACAAGGUCGAGUGUUGGGGCCCACUUAGGGACGCAUCGGCCCCAUCGGGGGGUGGGAUCCGCGACGAGGCGAAUAAUGCUGCUUUGUUUCAGGGCAACGGUGAUGGGUCGGGUUUAGAUACUCUACAACCUUGCCCGGAGGACUGCUCUUGUUGUUUCCCGCCUAUGAGCUUGAUUCCGUGGCCCCGUCAUGCCGGAGUCGUUGACGAUCUUGCCGUCUCUCCGAAAUCACUCGAUGUCUCGCCGCAAAGUUACAUGUCCGGGGGUUCUUCUUGAUGAUGGUGGUUUAAAUCAUAAUUUUACAUAAUAUCGUCGUGUGAAUUUAAUUUGAAGAAUUAAAUAUAUACAUCCACAAAUUGCAUCUAGACUAGCGGCGCUAUGUACGUCAUUAUUCACGUUUUAGUGUUAAAACUUGUUGUAAAUAAAGUACCAAAAUUGUAGUGGCAUGAUAUAUAGCGCAAAUUAUUGGGUGUGAAAAAGAAAAUUGUAAUUUUAGGUUUAGACCGUGGUAGUUGUGUUGUCCUUUUUUUUCUUUCUUUUUUUUUUUUUUGUUUUUCAACGCCAAGAAUUGAAGAAUGUAGAAAUUGGUUGUAAUGUGUAUGGUUUCAUAAUCAACUUUAUUAUUUGUGGUGACGGUUA
This is a messenger RNA of Salvia miltiorrhiza (redroot sage), 1529 nucleotides long. RefSeq names its product protein STAY-GREEN homolog, chloroplastic-like. The record is from RefSeq and is a predicted model, not a curated record. Bases 327 to 1166 code for a protein of 279 amino acids. The transcript has 4 exons. Lineage: Eukaryota; Viridiplantae; Streptophyta; Magnoliopsida; Lamiales; Lamiaceae.